Saimiri boliviensis boliviensis (Bolivian squirrel monkey) is the source of this 6619-nucleotide messenger RNA. RefSeq names its product ATPase plasma membrane Ca2+ transporting 3 (gene ATP2B3). Gene Ontology annotation, biological process: regulation of cytosolic calcium ion concentration; calcium ion transmembrane transport. Gene Ontology annotation, molecular function: PDZ domain binding; ATP binding; ATP hydrolysis activity. Gene Ontology annotation, cellular component: plasma membrane; intracellular membrane-bounded organelle. Lineage: Eukaryota; Metazoa; Chordata; Mammalia; Primates; Cebidae. The record is from RefSeq and is a predicted model, not a curated record.
AGAGCUGCGGCUGGAGUCGAGCGCGCCGCGUCGCCCGCCGCUAGUGCAGAGCGUGGGGAGCACUCCGCCGCAGCCCUCGCCCGCCGCGGAGGGUUGCGUGCCGCGCCGCCGGCCAGGCCGCCCCGUGCCCGGGCCUUUCCGUCCUUGGAGAGGAUCGUUGCCCGCCGGGCGCUCGCCCUCAGCGACAGCGCCCGCAGGAGCCGAGGCCGCAGCGGCGGCCGUGCCCAUGCCCGGGUGUCCACGAUUAGCAGCUUUUCCACCACUGCCAAACCUUGCCCAGGCACUGGGACCGUGGGUGGCCACCUGGCCCUAGCUGCGGCUGCCGAGGUUGCACGUGUGAGGAGGCCUGACAGGCAGCAUGGGUGACAUGGCCAAUAGUUCCAUCGAGUUCCACCCCAAGCCCCAGCAGCAGCGGGAGGCCCCCCACGCUGGAGGCUUUGGGUGCACGCUGGCAGAGCUGCGCACCCUCAUGGAGCUGAGAGGGGCCGAGGCGCUGCAGAAGAUCGAGGAGGCCUACGGGGACGUCAGCGGGCUCUGCCGGAGGCUGAAGACCUCGCCCACAGUGGGCCUGGCAGACAACGCGGAUGACCUGGAGAAGCGCAGGCAGAUCUACGGGCAGAACCUCAUCCCGCCCAAGCAGCCCAAGACGUUCCUGCAGCUGGUGUGGGAGGCCCUGCAGGACGUCACCCUCAUCAUCCUGGAGGUGGCUGCCAUUGUCUCUCUGGGCCUCUCAUUCUAUGCACCGCCUGGAGAGGAGAGUGAAGCCUGCGGGAAUGUGUCAGGAGGCGCAGAAGAUGAGGGCGAGGCCGAGGCUGGCUGGAUCGAGGGGGCCGCCAUCCUGCUGUCUGUCAUCUGUGUGGUGCUGGUCACGGCCUUCAAUGACUGGAGCAAGGAGAAGCAGUUCCGAGGCCUGCAGAGCCGGAUUGAGCAGGAGCAGAAGUUUACGGUCAUCCGGAAUGGGCAGCUCCUCCAGGUCCCCGUGGCUGCACUGGUGGUGGGGGACAUUGCCCAGGUCAAGUACGGAGACCUGCUGCCAGCCGACGGCGUGCUUAUCCAGGCCAACGACCUCAAGAUCGACGAGAGCUCCCUGACGGGCGAGUCUGACCACGUGCGCAAGUCAGCUGACAAAGACCCCAUGAUGCUCUCAGGCACUCAUGUCAUGGAAGGUUCUGGAAGAAUGGUGGUGACUGCUGUUGGCGUGAACUCCCAGACAGGCAUCAUCUUCACACUGCUUGGAGCUGGCGGAGAGGAGGAAGAGAAGAAGGAUAAGAAAGGCAAGCAGCAGGAUGGGGCCAUGGAGAGUAGCCAGACCAAAGCUAAGAAGCAGGAUGGGGCAGUGGCCAUGGAAAUGCAACCCCUGAAGAGCGCGGAGGGUGGGGAAAUGGAGGAUCGCGAGAAGAAGAAAGCCAGCACACCCAAGAAAGAGAAGUCUGUCCUUCAGGGGAAGCUCACGAAGCUAGCCGUGCAGAUCGGGAAAGCAGGGCUGGUGAUGUCUGCCAUCACUGUCAUCAUCCUUGUCCUCUACUUUGUGAUUGAGACGUUUGUUGUGAGAGGCCGGACGUGGCUGGCAGAGUGCACGCCAGUCUACGUGCAGUACUUUGUGAAGUUCUUCAUCAUCGGUGUCACUGUGCUGGUCGUGGCUGUUCCAGAGGGCCUGCCUCUUGCUGUCACCAUCUCCUUAGCUUACUCUGUCAAGAAAAUGAUGAAAGACAACAACCUGGUGCGCCACCUGGAUGCCUGUGAGACUAUGGGCAAUGCCACAGCCAUCUGUUCCGACAAGACGGGCACGCUCACCACCAACCGCAUGACUGUGGUCCAGUCGUAUCUAGGGGACACCCACUACAAAGAGAUUCCGGCCCCCAGCGCCCUCACCCCUAAGAUCCUAGACGUCUUGGUCCAUGCCAUCUCCAUCAACAGUGCCUAUACCACCAAAAUACUACCUCCUGAGAAGGAAGGUGCCCUCCCACGCCAGGUGGGCAAUAAGACAGAGUGCGCCCUGCUGGGUUUCGUCCUGGACCUGAAGCGGGACUUCCAGCCUGUACGGGAGCAGAUCCCGGAAGACAAACUUUACAAAGUGUACACCUUCAACUCAGUCCGCAAGUCCAUGAGCACAGUCAUCCGCAUGCCUGACGGCGGCUUCCGCCUCUUCAGCAAGGGGGCCUCAGAGAUCCUGCUGAAAAAGUGCACCAACAUCUUAAACAGCAAUGGUGAACUCCGCAGCUUUCGGCCUCGGGACCGGGACGACGUGGUGAGGAAGAUCAUCGAGCCGAUGGCUUGUGACGGUCUCCGCACCAUCUGCAUCGCGUACCGGGACUUCCCUGCAGGCCAGGAACCCGACUGGGACAAUGAGAAUGAGGUCGUGGGUGACCUCACCUGCAUAGCUGUCGUGGGCAUUGAGGACCCUGUGCGACCCGAGGUCCCUGAAGCUAUCCGAAAAUGCCAGCGUGCUGGUAUCACAGUUCGCAUGGUGACUGGGGACAACAUCAACACUGCCCGGGCCAUUGCGGCCAAAUGUGGCAUCAUCCAGCCUGGGGAGGACUUCCUGUGCCUGGAAGGGAAAGAGUUCAACCGGCGGAUCCGCAACGAGAAAGGCGAGAUAGAACAGGAGCGGCUGGACAAGGUGUGGCCCAAGCUGAGGGUGCUGGCCCGGUCGUCUCCCACCGACAAGCACACUCUGGUCAAAGGGAUUAUUGACAGCACCAGUGGCGAGCAGCGGCAGGUGGUGGCCGUGACUGGGGAUGGCACCAACGAUGGGCCGGCCCUCAAGAAGGCGGACGUAGGCUUUGCCAUGGGCAUCGCAGGGACCGACGUGGCCAAGGAGGCCUCUGACAUCAUCCUGACCGAUGACAACUUCACCAGCAUCGUCAAGGCAGUCAUGUGGGGCCGGAACGUCUAUGACAGCAUCUCCAAGUUCCUGCAGUUCCAACUGACAGUCAACGUGGUGGCCGUGAUCGUGGCCUUCACAGGCGCCUGCAUUACUCAGGACUCUCCUCUCAAAGCCGUGCAGAUGUUGUGGGUGAACUUGAUCAUGGACACCUUUGCCUCUCUGGCCCUGGCAACGGAGCCUCCCACAGAGUCGCUGCUGCUGCGAAAGCCAUAUGGCCGCGACAAGCCCCUCAUCUCCCGCACCAUGAUGAAGAAUAUCCUGGGCCACGCCGCGUAUCAGCUCACCAUCAUCUUCACCCUGCUCUUUGUCGGAGAGCUCUUCUUCGACAUCGACAGCGGGAGGAACGCACCGCUGCACUCGCCCCCCUCAGAGCAUUACACCAUCAUCUUCAACACCUUCGUCCUCAUGCAGCUCUGCAACGAGAUCAACGCCCGCAAGAUCCACGGCGAGAGGAACGUCUUCGACGGGAUCUUCAGCAACCCCAUCUUCUGCACCAUCGUCCUGGGCACCUUCGGGAUCCAGAUUGUUAUCGUCCAGUUUGGCGGGAAGCCCUUCAGCUGCUCCCCGCUGUCCACGGAACAGUGGCUCUGGUGCCUGUUUGUUGGUGUUGGGGAGCUGGUCUGGGGACAGGUCAUUGCCACCAUCCCCACCAGCCAGCUCAAGUGCCUGAAGGAAGCUGGGCACGGGCCGGGGAAGGAUGAGAUGACAGACGAGGAGCUUGCCGAAGGCGAGGAAGAGAUCGACCACGCCGAGCGGGAGCUCCGCAGGGGCCAGAUCCUCUGGUUCCGGGGCCUGAACCGGAUUCAGACUCAGAUGGAGGUAGUGAGUACCUUCAAGAGAAGCGCUUCAUUGCAGGGUGCUGUGCGCCGGCGGUCCUCGGUCCUCAGCCAGCUCCAUGACGUAACCAAUCUUUCUAGCCCUACUCACGUAAUUCUCUCUGCUGCCAAUCCCACCAGUGCUGCUGGGAAUCCGGGUAGUGAAAGCGUUCCGUAGCUCACUCUAUGAAGGCCUGGAGAAACCAGAAUCCAAGACCUCCAUUCACAACUUCAUGGCCACGCCUGAGUUUCUGAUUAACGACUAUACCCACAACAUCCCGCUCAUCGAUGACACGGACGUGGACGAGAACGAGGAGCGCCUCCGGGCCCCCCCGCCCCCGUCCCCCAACCAGAACAACAACGCCAUAGACAGCGGCAUCUACCUGACCACGCAUGUCACCAAGUCAGCUACCUCUUCAGUGUCUCCCUCCAGUCCCGGGAGCUCGCUCCACAGCGUGGAGACGGCCCUCUAAUGAGAACUUGUCUCAGCACAUGCACACAUGCACACUCGGACUCACACGCAGUCACACGCACACACGCACGCACACACAGAUAGCGACCCGCACACCUGCAAAACGGGGGAACAGCUAAGGUGGCUGAAGAGCCUGCUGGCAGGGCAUUUGCGAGAAGCCAAAUCCAUUCAACAAGGGUGCAGCCUGCCACAGCCUCCUCACCAGGACGGGGGAAGUGGAGGCCAGGGUGGAGGAAAAAGAGGAAGGGGAAGACAAGAAGGGGGAGGAGAAGGUUCUUCAUCCAAAGGAGGAAGGAGAAGUAGGAAGCGAAGAGCUGAGUUCCCCACCUUUUUUCUAUUGAUGCUUCUUUUUUAACGAACUCAGUUCCACUGCGUGUAUGCGGUGGGCAGGGGCUGGUUUGGGUUUAUUGGGAGCUUUUGUUGCACCCAUUCGGGAGAAAUCAGAUCAACAUAUUCGUGCAAAAAAAAAAGUUGAGUGCUCUGCAGGGCUGUGAAGGGUGCCACCCGAGGGCGCCGCCUGCAAGCAUCCCUGCAGCCACAAAGCAACCCGUCCCUGGCAAAAACUAGGCACACCUGCAGUGUGCAUGUGUGUGUGUGUGUGUGCGCACAUAUAUGUAUGUGUGUGGAUCUGUACACAGGCACAUAUAUAUGACCAGAUGCAUAUUUCCAUAAGGAACUAUUUAUUGGCAUGAUAUUUAUAUUCCUCUUAUCAGGCAUUUUCAUUUGGAAAUUUUAUUAUUGAAUGUAGUAAGGUUUUUUUUUUUUUCCAGAGAACUAGACUGCAAGAAUAUCUGGUCAAUCCAUUUUCAUUCUUCAUGACCCACUCCCACCCUUCGCUCCUGCCCUCUGCCCGGCCCUACUGAGAUUCCCAAGGAGAAGGCGGAGAGGGGACGCUCCAGGUCUGGAGCACUGAGACCCCUGCCAGAGAGAAGAAAACCCUUUCAAUGGAAGUUCUUACCUAAAAGGAGCCCUUCAGUUAGUGAAAGGGGAGUUUUGUUUUCAGCUUUCUUUGGUUUCUCCAAUUCCACCUCCUUCAUCCUGGUCACUCCCCCAACUUCAAGAGCACGAAGCACUCUUGGAGGUGCGGGUCCUGCCCAGAGUCCAGGGAGCGCCCCAGCUGAGCACAGGUCCGAGGGGCCAGGUGCAGGGCCAGGAGUUCAAAAGAAGCCAGUGGAGGGAGACGGGCCCUCAGAAGCCCGGAGGAGCUGACCCUGUCCACUUGGCACCCAGAUGGACUCCCACUGUUUGCUCUGGCAAAUGCUGAGGAGUGCUCACUAGACCACCUCAGUGUCUGCUGUUACACCAGAGGCGCCGCCACCAAAGCACUCUUUCCACCCUGCUCCUCGCAUCCAGAGGCCAAGCUUCAGCCCUGAAGGCAUGGAUUUGUAGCUGAGCACCAGGUCCUGACGGGAGCCUAUCCUUGCAGUGUGGGCACCUGACGGGCCAAGCCUCAGUUUCCCCCAAAUGAGCAAUCACUUGGGAGGGAAGUACAGAGAAGGCAGAGGGAGUAAAGGAGGGCACCGUCCUGAGGAAGCCACACCCACAGUGACGCCAUGGAGGACCCUUGCCCUCGGGACUUGCAGCUGUCACGUUUUGCAGGGAGGUGGUUGGGCCUGGGGCUCAGCCGCUGGGAGACAGCUGGAAGCUGAGGGACAGAGGUUGGAAUGGAAGCCACCGACAUGGACUGGCACCUUCGGGAGGCUUGUCUCACCUCCACCGUUCCCACUAUUACCAUUAAUGCCAUGUCACCCCUGAGCAGGAGGAGUCAAAUCUCGGGCGAAAGAAUUUCAGUUAGAAAGGAAAAUCCCACCUGAAAAUGCCAGCUGCAGAUAACUCAAAGCCAUCCUUCUUUCCUAAAGGGCACACUGAGAAUGUUACCCAUUUUUAAACUGCUCCUUGAUGUCCUUGUUGAAACGAUAGUAAGAAAAAGGAUCUUUGUGUUCUUCAACGAGAAAUAAAAUUCGAGACGUUGAAAUUGCAGAAGAUGAAGCGCGUGCUGCUGCACUCACGGGCUUCUUCUCAUUCUCUGCCGUAGACACACCGAUAGGACCAAUGGCCAAUAGCUAUUAAAAGCAAACCCUCACUGCUGCUGUAGAAAGUUGCCUAUGUAAAUUUCGACUGUUCAGUCCCUAGGUCACCUUUGUGCUAGGAUGUGGGGUUCAGAAAUGAGGCAUCAUCUUCAGACCGGGGGCCCUGUCUCACUGGGAAGCCCCUCCUUACAAAGCAUUCUGUUACCUGGAAUGGCUUGGUCAACUGUGUUGAGUUCAUAAAUAUGUUUUACAUUUUUAUCUGCCUGUUAUAAAGAUGGAAAAAAAAUCUUUAAUGAGAAAGAUCACAGAUGCAUAAUACUUUAAACUCCGUAGUUGAAUUUCCUAAGUUAAAGAAUAGACCAAAAUUUCUGUGUGUAUAAAAAAAAAAAUGAAAGUCUCCCAUAUCCUGGUCUGG